Molecule: messenger RNA, 3916 nt
Organism: Myotis myotis
Lineage: Eukaryota; Metazoa; Chordata; Mammalia; Chiroptera; Vespertilionidae
Gene: TGFB3
Product: transforming growth factor beta 3
Exons: 7
Coding region: 1113-2339 (408 amino acids)
Biological process (GO): BMP signaling pathway; regulation of cell population proliferation; SMAD protein signal transduction
Cellular component (GO): extracellular region
Molecular function (GO): growth factor activity; type III transforming growth factor beta receptor binding; type II transforming growth factor beta receptor binding
Source: RefSeq, a predicted model, not a curated record
AUAGAGAAAGCAGUGUGUGUGCAUGUGUGUGAGAGAGAGGGAGAGGAGCGAGAGGGAGAGGGAGAAGCAGGAGGGAGAGAAAGGGAGGGAAGACGAAAGCCAAGUCCGAGGGAAUGAGCGAGGGAGGCGAGAGCUAGGAGAAGCAGCCUGAGAAAGAAGGAAUAACAGCUUUCCGGAGCAGGCGUGCAGUGAGCUGGCUUCUAUUUUAUUUUUCUUCUCCUUUUUAUUUUUUUAAAGAGAAGGAGGGAACAGAAGCAAUGGCUGAGGGAGAAGACAAGCCGAGGUGCUGGUGACCCUGGGCGUCCAAGUGGAUUACUGGGGCUGCUUUCCAGGGGCCUGUCCUCACUGCCUUCCAAUUGCACACAACCCCACAUCCCAGCCAGUGAAGACAAGAGGCAGCGUGAGCAAAGUCAGUUAGAAAGCCCCGAGGACGUGCACCCUAAGAGAAAGCAUGAAUGGUGUGCCCGGGAGACAAGUGUGUCCUCCGCUGCCCUCACCUUUAGCCGGGCCAUCAGCAGCCCAGCCCUGCCUCUCCCCACCUACUCACUGGUGAUCUGACUUUUUUUUUUUUUUUUAACAUUUUUUUCUUUUCUUUUUCAUUCUCUUUCCUUAUUUUUCUUCGGGACAAGGCAAAUAUUUUGAUUUUGGGACCCAAGCCAUGGUCCUUCUGCUCCUUCCUUAAAAAAACCCUACUUUCUCUCCAUCGCCAAGCAGCCUUUGGCAAUAUCAGAUAUCCGCUCUAUUUAUUUUUACCUAAGGAAAAACUCCAGCUCCCUUCUUACUCCCAGCUGCCUUGCUACCCCUCCCAGCCCUCUGCUUGCCCUCCACCUGGCUUGCUGGAAGUCCGAGCCCAGCAGAACCUGUUUAGACACAUGGAGAAGAAACCAAGAGCUGUAAGGCACACAGUCGGCUUCUUCGUGCUCAGGGUUGCCAGCGCUUCCUGGAAGUCCUGAAGCUCUCGCAGUGCAGUGAGUUCAUGCACCUUCUUGCCAAGCCUCAGUCUUCGGGAUCUAGGGAGGCCGCCUUGUUUUCCUCCCUCCUUCUGCACGCCUGCUGGGGUCUCCUCCUCACCAGGCCUCACAGCCGCCCUGGCCUCUCUCCCCGGCUCGCACAUGAAGAUGCACUCGCAAAGGGCUCUGGUGGUCCUGGCCCUGCUGAACUUUGCCACUGUCAGCCUUUCUCUGUCCACUUGCACCACCUUGGACUUCAGCCACAUCAGGAAGAAGAGAGUGGAAGCCAUUAGGGGACAGAUCUUGAGCAAACUCCGGCUCACGAGUCCCCCAGAGCCAUCGGUGAUGACCCACGUCCCCUACCAGAUCCUGGCCCUGUACAACAGCACCAGGGAUCUGCUGGAGGAGAGGGAGGACGGCUGCGCUCAGGAAAACACCGAGUGGGAGUACUAUGCCAAAGAAAUCCAUAAAUUCGACAUGAUCCCAGGGCUGGCGGAACACAAUGAGUUGGCUGUCUGCCCCAAAGGAAUCACCUCGAAGGUUUUCCACUUCAAUGUGUCUUCAGUGGAGAAAAAUGGAACCAACCUGUUCCGAGCAGAAUUCCGGGUCUUGAGGGUGCCCAACCCCAGCUCCAAGCGCAAUGAGCAGAGGAUCGAGCUCUUCCAGAUACUCCGGAAAGAUGAGCACAUCGCCAAACAACGCUAUAUCGGUGGCAAGAACCUGCCCACGCGGGGCACCGCCGAGUGGCUGUCUUUCGACGUCACUAACACUGUGCGUGAAUGGCUCUCUCGAAGAGAGUCCAACUUAGGUCUGGAAAUCAGCAUUCACUGUCCGUGUCACACCUUUCAGCCCAAUGGAGACAUCCUGGAAAACGUCCACGAGGUGUUGGAAAUCAAGUUCAAAGGUGUGGACAGUGAGGACGAUCACGGCCGUGGAGACCUGGGACGCCUCAAGAAGCAGAAGGACAACCACAACCCGCAUCUAAUCCUCAUGAUGAUCCCCCCACACCGGCUGGACAGCCCUGGCCAGGGCGGUCAGAGGAAGAAGCGAGCCCUGGACACCAAUUACUGCUUUAGCAAUGUGGAAGAGAACUGCUGUGUGCGCCCUCUCUACAUCGACUUCCGCCAGGAUCUGGGCUGGAAAUGGGUCCACGAACCUAAGGGCUACUACGCCAACUUCUGCUCAGGCCCUUGCCCAUACCUCCUCAGUUCAGACACAACCCACAGCAAGGUGCUGGGCAUGUACACCACCUUGAACCCCGAAGCCUCGGCCGCGCCCUGCUGCGUGCCCCAGGACAUGGAGCCCUUGACCAUCCUGUACUACGUCGGGAGGACCGCCAAGGUGGAGCAUCUCUCUAACAUGGUGGUGAAGUCCUGCAAGUGCAGCUGAGGCCCCGCCGGCAGCCGAGGGAGCAGAGAGAGAACUGCCACGGCCGGCCGGCCUGCCUGCUCCUUGGGAAACACAAAAGCAACAGACCUCACCUGGAGGCCCAGAGCCCACAACCUGCGGCGUCGGGCAAAUGGCCGAGACGGGGGCUCCCUUCCGGACAUUUCUUUCUUGUUGGCUCUGAGAAUCACUGUGGUAAAGGAAGUGUGGGUCUGGUUAGGGGAAGGCCGAACUCUUCAGAACACACAGCUGUUUCUGUGAUGUAGGCAGGUGGUGGGGACAGAGGAAGAGGGGAUGGCAAGUUGACAAGUGGUGUGGCAAUGGGGUUGGGGAGACAGGGAGGAGGAAAGGCAGAGAGUGGCCGGGACAGGGCCAGACCGGAAGACACGUCUGACCGAGGUUAGAUUUGCUCAUCGCUGCCCCAUGUCGGCUCUAGGGAAUCUGGAUCACGUUAUACACGGCAAGCAUUUUUCUUCAGACCGGUUACCAAAACAUGGUCCCAGUGUUGUCUCUCAUUCGACCUGGGAUGAAGGACGAAUCUGUUAGUUUUGCAAACCGUCCUCUGGACAUCAAUCAGCAUCAAGGGUCAUAAAAGGGAAAACGGCCAGGUAAUGUAGUUCCCGGGCCAUCAACUCCACGGGGCCCUCUGGGUACAUUGAACUUAGAAGCAGAAGGUGCGAAGUAACCCUUCUCCUGUCUUCCCUCUGGGUCCCUCCUCUCGCCUUCUUCUUCGGUGGUAUUUCCCCUUGGACAUUUGGCUAGACACUUUCCAGGUCAGGGUACACAUAUCUGAAUUUGGGGUGUGCGCAGCCUUUGGGGUAUCAUGGGCUUCCCUCUCCCCUAAGACCCUCUGUUCAUCUGGUGUUCCUGGAAGCAGGUGCUACGUGUGGGGCACACGGGGAAGUCACACGUGUGCCACACAAUGACUCGGCCCCAGACACGUAGACUGAGGUAUAAAGACAAAUACAAAUAUUAAUCUCGAAAUCUUUGUAUAAAUAAAUAUUUUUGGGGAAUCUUGGAUCAUUUCAUCUUCUGGAAGAUUGUUUUUAGAACAGUAAAAUCCUUAUUCUAAGGUGUAAGUCUGACUCGAUAAAUGUCCUUAGUUACCAUUUUCUUAAUUUCCUGUCCAUACCUGCUAAUCAGAGGUACCGGGAAUCUGGGGCAGAGAAUCGCAAAUGCUGAUCGAAUACAUUGAUUAGCAUGAUCAGCCUGGACGUGGCUUAUGGCGCUGCCUCCCGCCGUCUGAGAAGACUGCACUCUUGUGUUCCGUUUUCUUCAGUGUGUAUUAUUCUCAGACACACAGAGGAAGUGGCUCAGAUUUGCAGAAAGUACACUGUAUGAAUCUGACCUCCAUUUAACUGUGGGCAAAAGCACUUGGGGUGGACCGUGCAUAAGGAAAUGUGUUCAUUUGUACAUUCAUUGUACGUGACCAACAUCAUCCGUUUUGAAAAUCUCAUCUCGCCCCUAAACGGUUUGGCUCAGUGAAUAGAGCGUCGGCCUUCGGACUCAAGGGUCCCAGGUUCGAUUCCAAUCAAGGGCAUAUACCCAGUAGGGAGUGUGCUGGAGGCAGCUGAUCAAUG